Molecule: messenger RNA, 1557 nt
Organism: Kwoniella mangroviensis CBS 8507
Lineage: Eukaryota; Fungi; Basidiomycota; Tremellomycetes; Tremellales; Cryptococcaceae
Exons: 2
Coding region: 1-1557 (518 amino acids)
Biological process (GO): regulation of DNA-templated transcription
Molecular function (GO): DNA-binding transcription factor activity, RNA polymerase II-specific; zinc ion binding
Source: RefSeq, a predicted model, not a curated record
AUGUCAGAUCCCCGCAGUACCGCUUCUCCAGAUCAAGAGACUUCAACCAUCAAAAGGGUAGGAGGGAAAGCCAAUGUAUCGUCAGCUUGUGGACCUUGUAAGAGGGCACAUCUGGCUUGCGACGUAGCCAGACCAUGUAAAAGAUGUGUGAAUAUGGGUAAAGAAGAUCAAUGUGAGGAUGUACCGCACAAAAAGAGAGGACGACCAAAAGUACCUAAACCCGCACUUGGUGAGCCAUAUCAUCGUGCUCGACCCCCACAACCGGACAAUGGCGGCGCCGGUAAAUGGAGAGGACCCUCGGCGUACGAUGCGCCAUACAUGUCUACAGUGGAUGCUCCACCACCACCGUUAGUCUCAAUGGGUGGACGUAACUCACCACCUAUACCUCGUCCUCUAGGCGUUGAAGGUGAUCCAGCAUUUUCAGCUCCCCCUCAGCCCAACUCCCCUUUCACUAUUUUUUCAACGACCGAGUUCAAGAUCUUGCGUGCUAGUCCAAUGUCAUAUCAUCUGAUAGGUUACCAUCCCAACGAAUUUGUCAAUCUCAAUAUGCUGGAUUGGAUACAUCCCAACGAUCGUCAUUUCGUAGAAAAUGAACGGAUACGUCUCAUCUCCGUUCCUUAUGUGGAAAGUCAGCUCAAAUCGACUGAGGUAACUCAAGCUGCCAUUACUCAAAGAACGGAGAUAGAAUUGUUAUCACCUGCAGAAGGGAUGAGAGAACCUUACCCCAACAAGAAUGUUAGAGUACUACAUUCCGAUGGUCGUUUCACACCAUUCAACGUCAGGCUUCAUCUUGGUGGUGGAUUAGGUGCUAGCUUAUGGCAACCGAACACUUUAGGAAGGAUAUACUUGGUUGUUUCUUUCUUACCUAUACCUCAACCUAGAGAUUUACCUCGGGAAGGACCUUCAUCUUCCACCUCGACUAUACAACCUGUACGACGAUCAUCCGGAAUGGCUCCUCCAACUCCUGUGACUCCUGUUCCCGGUCAACCCAUGACAGCUGUUCAAGGUUUACCUGGUUUCUCAGCAAUUGCAGCAGCAGCUGAUGCCCCUCAGACACGAUAUGAUCAACCCCCUCUCCCUCAAGCGUACUACCCUCCUCCUCUGCCUCAACAGCAGCAGGGUCCAUCCAGACAACCGACAACAGCUCAACCUGCCUACCCAUACCCUCGUUCCGGUCCUAUGAUUAUACCUCCUCCCGGUGCUGGUAUCCCACCACCAUACGGUCGUAGGUCAGCUUCACCAAGUUCGACUUAUCGCACACCACAAACGUCGACUUAUCCGUUAGGUACACCGGAGUACCCCCAGCCCAUACCUCAUCAAACAGGUUAUUAUCCCCCUCAACCUGAGCAGUCUUUCCGCCGUCCGAGCGACGAUGAACAGUGGAGAAAUGCUAAUAUGGGUAGUAGUAAUGGUGGUGGCGGUAUUCCUGCGAUGACAGGGAGACCAGGUCAGGGUCAGGGUCAAGGUGUUCCACCUCAGAUACAUGGUCAAGGUCAACCAGUUCAACCUGGAGGUGGUAUACCGAAUGAUGGAAGUAGGAGAGCAUGGGAGUUAUGA